Messenger RNA from Branchiostoma floridae (Florida lancelet), 3079 nucleotides. RefSeq names its product sperm-tail PG-rich repeat-containing protein 2-like. The record is from RefSeq and is a predicted model, not a curated record. Bases 294 to 2069 code for a protein of 591 amino acids. The transcript has 10 exons. Lineage: Eukaryota; Metazoa; Chordata; Leptocardii; Amphioxiformes; Branchiostomatidae.
AGCAACCAUGGCAAUAAACAACUGUCGUGGCGCGUAGCGAGGUCAGCUGUUGUUUCUAUGUUGUUAGCGUAGAGGAUAAUCAAGAAGGAGGACAGCCUACUCAAGAUCGUCCAAGGAAUCUUCUUUCCAAGACUUUAAGGAAUCCACGCGAUACGGGGAAGUUGGAGGCAACUGUUCCCACUUUCUCAGAGGACGUAGUGGCUUGCUUAUCCCUCAAGAAGUCGAGAGGGGUUGAACGUAGUGAACUGCGAAGGAGAUUUCUUGUCGUGGAAGUUUCUUGAAGAUUUUCCGCCAUGUAUGACCGAGCCCCGCGGAGUAUGGGGUACAUGCAACCCACCGGGACGACGGGGGCCGUCGGCCCGGGCACCUACGAGGGGCCGCCCCCGACAAGGACCAAGGUUCGCUCCGACGGCUAUGCGCCUUUCCUGUCCAUGACUGGCCGCGAAACGUUCCUGACUGUUCAGGACAGUGUCAUCGCUGCGCCCGGGCCGGGCCACUACGACGCACGUUUUGCACAGGACCGUGUUUCAGGUGGAAGAACGCUGCAGAACAAGUCGCGCCGGUUUGAGGAGCCGCCCUCCACCACCCCCGGCCCCGGCUCCUACACACUGUCCAAGAAGAGCGACUGGAUCCGGACGGCGGGCGCCGGCGUGCCGACCAAGGAACCCGCACAGAGCCAAGCAGCUGUCUCCGCACCAGGGAAUAUCAUGACGUCGAGAGUCCACUACCAGAGGAAAGCCGAGGCGCCCUCCAUCCCCACCCCGGGGCAGGCACACGGCUAUGAGGAGGCGGAAGACGGCACGCUGAGAAGACAAGACCCUCCGUCCAAGGACCGCACCCGCGGCCCUGCCUACUACAACCCCAAUGCAUCCCCAACUGCCGCCACGAAAAAGUACAAGGGCGUCUUCUUCGGCAAGCUGGCGUCCAAGCGGAUGGACUUUGGCGGGAAGGAGGGUCCCGGACCGGGCGAAUACGACGCCCACCUCUCUGCGCCGGCCACAGCCGAGCAUGUUCACAUCCCGUCUACGGCAGAACAGAAACCCGUGUUCGAGUCCAAGCUGCCCAGAUACCACGAAAUCAUCGUCAACCAGGAGGAGAAAAGGGCGGUUCCUGGGCCCGGCAAGUACGAGGUACCCGGGCAGUUUGACAACCGGCCUCCGGCAAUCAGCACAGAGGGGAUCGAGGUCGAACAUCCGCCGUUUCUGUCACAGGCAAAGAGAUUCAUGCCAGACAAGAAGGUCCUCCCAGGACCGGGCACAUACAACGAUCCUCGCCACGCGCUCGAGGGCCUGAAGAGAGUAACCGGCAUGAAGAGGAGUCCGUUCGGCUCCACCGCUGUCAGAUUCCAGCCACAGCAUCACGUGAAGAGAACACCAGGUCCCGCAGCCUACCUGCACACAGGCAUGUCCGAGGACAGCAUGCGCCGGGCGUACCUCGAGAGCACGCGGAAGGGCGUCUUCGGAACCACCGCCGGACGGACCGCACCAAUCGUCAAGAAGCACGAGGGGGUGCUGCCCGGACCGGCCCACUACCAAGUGAAACACGAGCCCACCGUCAGAUAUAAGAACCAGAUCACCGCAAACUUCGCCUCGCUGACGGAGAGGUUAACAACCCCACAGAUGGCCAUGAAGGAAAACCCACCCCCAGGUUCCUAUGAAGUUGCCAGAUCCCACCUGACACAAGACAAACAAAGGCCCGGAAUUCCACGCACGAAGGAAGGCAGAAGAAAAGCCGGCUCAUUUCUUAGCUCGUCCACAAGAUUCGCUCCUCCUCGUGACAUCCUCAUGCCGAAAGCUGAUCCAGCUCUUCCGGGUCCUGGAGCUUACAACCCGAAACCCGUGCCUCUGGAAAACCAGCUGACGCUCCUGACGCAGAAAUCGCCAAGGUUCAAGCAGCUGAAACAGGAUGAGGUCCCGGGUCCGGGGGCAUACGAGUUGAGUCCACUUCUCCAAGACACCAUUCUCAAGGGCACCUUCAAUGCCACGCUCAACAAUCCUGUCACGACGGCGUACGACACGGCCAGCCAAUCAGAAACCACGAAACAAGCAUUCCUGCUCGGAACUGUUUAACCCACGGAAUUCUAAAAAAAUAUCUGCAAGUUCAUUGGCUCUGCUUUAUCCAAUGAGAAGACUUGUUAUGCGUACAUCAAAGUGUCAAUCUACAUGUAACAAGCAAUCUCAUUGGCUUUAGUUCAUCCAACAUGCAGGUGGCAUAUUAACCAAUUGGGUGUUUUGAGACAUGUUAGAUACUGAACAUGUAAAUAGAAUGUACAUCACUCUUUGUAUUCUUAAAGCUUUAUCAGAAUGUUGGUCACUUGGUCCUUGCAUAUGUUUACUAAAGCCAUCCAACGAAGAAUCAACUCCUUGUAGAAAGUUUUGGGAUGUCUUUGUGGUGUUGACAAGCUCUUCCAGAAAUUUCCUGUAAGAAAUAAGAAAAAAGAAAGUUGAACAUGUUGCCUGUUGCUGCUCACAAUUGAUGAACUGGUUUUCUGAGUCUUCGACUGAUGUUCACCAAUUACAUAAUAUAUCUGUUACACUGAAAACAGUGAUAGCAUACCUCAUACAUGUUGACUGCAAGUAGAGAUAGCAAAAUCUCUUUGAAACUACAUUUUUUGUCCCUUUGCAAAGCUCUUUUUGCCUGGGUGCCAUCCUAGUUAGCUUUCUGUGGUUGUUAAACCAUUUUUUGUGAGUGUUAGUUUGGGAGCGCUGGUAAACUAAAUAGGAUGGCCGCUAGGUUAAAGAUAUUUUUGCAUGAUGUUAUCAUGAUAAAAUGUCAUGUAAUCAAAUGGCUUUGAGAAAGUCAUCUAGCUGUGGUGAAAAGUGGAAUUUCCAAAAUUCUGUGAAGCAUACUCAAAAUGAUCACCUAUGGUGUAACGUUAUAACUAUGGCUUGCAAGUGCCAUUGAAGUGUCGUGUAAAAAUGUGUGAAUAUAAAUCACUCACAGGCACAAUGAAAAUGUGUAUAAAGAUAAAUAUGUGUCUUAGUGUAUUAUAUAUGACUGAAAAUGUGUCUAUUUUAUAUUCAUGAGAGUUUUGUACAGCACUGUGUCAUGUAUGGAAAUAAAGCAUUGCUUUAUUGAA